This is a messenger RNA of Lolium perenne, 1818 nucleotides long. Its product is annotated as transcription factor bHLH48. Gene Ontology annotation, biological process: regulation of DNA-templated transcription. Gene Ontology annotation, molecular function: protein dimerization activity; DNA-binding transcription factor activity. Gene Ontology annotation, cellular component: nucleus. NCBI's taxonomy places the organism in Eukaryota, Viridiplantae, Streptophyta, Magnoliopsida, Poales, Poaceae. The record is from RefSeq and is a predicted model, not a curated record.
AUGCCGGCGGGCAUCAUCGAUGAAAAGGUCGAGCACUGCACCAUGGAGGACCCUCGCACCGGACUUUCCCUACGCGAGCGCUUUGCCAGAUACGUGCCGCCCUUCCGGGACACCCGGGCCCUGGCCGCCUUCGUCAACCGCUACGGCACCCGUCGUCGUGGGGAAAAGGGAAACCGCAGUAAAAAAAAACCCAGCUGCCUUCUUCUUCUUCUUCUUCCCGCUUUGACCACCCACCACGACUCCACGAGCAGAACCGCAGAAGCGAAGCAAAGCGAGCACGCAGACCCCUAUAAAUACGCCACUGCUCUUCUCCCGCCUGCCCUCCGCUCCCCUCUCCCCCCAUUUCCGCAGCCACUUCCCGCCGCCCGCCGCCUCCGCAGCGCCGCCCCAAUGCGCCACUCCUCGCCGACGCCGGACCUCCCGGCCGCCGGGGGCGAGAUCCCGGCCCUGGCGCCCGCCUCCGCCGCGGCCUCCUCCGGCAGCGGCGGCACAUUCACGGCGCUGCUGGGGCUCCCGACCUCCCAGGCCAUCGAGCUGCUGCUCCCAGUCGCGGCGCCCGCGCCCACCUUCCCCUCCGACCCGCACCUCGUCGACCGCGCCGCCCGCUUCUCCUCCUUCGCGUCCCCGUCCCCGUCCCCGCCACCGCCUCCCCCUCCAGCCUCCGCUGCCAACAAGCGCAAGGCCGAGCCCGCCUCCAAGGGGAGGGCGGCGAAGAAGGGGAAGACGACGGCUGCCGGCGGCGAGGACAAGGGGUCGGGCGAGGACGAGAAGCCGGCGUACGUGCACGUCAGGGCCCGCAGGGGCCAGGCCACCGACAGCCACAGCCUCGCCGAGCGGGCCAGGCGCGAGAAGAUAAACGCGAGGAUGGAGCUGCUCAAGGAGCUGGUCCCUGGAUGCAGCAAGGUAUCAGGAACAGCGCUGGUACUGGAUGAGAUCAUAAAUCAUGUUCAGUCUCUUCAAAGACAAGUUGAGUACCUGUCAAUGAGACUCGCAGCAGUAAACCCGAGAGUCGACUUUGGUGGGAUAGACAACUUUUUAACUACAGAGUGUGGAAGGAUAACAGGUUUGAACUGUAAGAGUGGAAUGGACAUGGAGCAAGUCAGCUGGCCUGACAUGGGCGUCAAUGGAGCAAGGAAUCUCAUGCAGCUACAACAGCAGUUCUGGCAUGGUGAUUUAGCACAUCCACAGCAACCAGCUUCUCAGUGGGAUAAGCGGGAGGAUGUUCACCCUCCUGUCUUUAGCAGCACCAGUUCAUCUCUCUUCGGCUAUGAUCUCGCAAGCUCUGGACCGCAGCAGCAGCCAGCAAGCAAGCUAAAGACAGAGCUGUGAGCUACAACAGUAGAUUGCAGGACUGGAGAGCGAGCUAAACAUUUUAUUUUGCAAAAAGAGAGCGAGCUAAACACGAACUGUAGUCGAUAUCAACGGCAGGAUGCCAUGGGAGCAAGCAAUCAAGACAUUAUUUGGGCAUCGACAACGGAUGGACAGUGCGGCGAAGGGACUUGUUUCAACGGCAGCAUUUUGAGGUGAUGUACAUACGACGGGGAUAGGAAAUACUGUUGGCGAGGUGGAGCUGAGCCGAAGAGGAUGGGUUAGAAUCGUAUCAGGUUUCCCUGCAGCUAUCUCUGUAGAGGUAGGCGAGCGGGAUUGCAGUUUCUGGUUCUUAAUGAUGUAUUCUUGGGAGUAUUCCUUCUGACUAUAGUGGCUGCCUAAUCUUAAGAUUAUACUAGGACAAAGCCCGUGCUUCGCUACGGAGAGAGUGUUGAUGAGUCAUCCGGUCUUAAAAUGUCGAAGCAUAUGUUGAUUCCGCAUUUUGCUAUA